AUGGGAAAACGCAUCUUGCUGCUCCUGCUGGGCCUCUCCUUGCUGGCAAGCUCCCUGCAAGCGUUGACAUGUUUUGAGUGUGCUAGGCUCAAUUCUCAGGGGAUUUGUGAGAAAGGAGAAAGAUGCUGUAAGGCUAAACCUGGUGAGAAGUGUGCCUUACUCUUAAAUGUUAAAGGUGGCAGAAUCCAGUUUGGAGUCCAAAGAUGUGCUGAUAUUUGCUUCAGUGGGACUGUUCUAAAUGGAGAUAGCACAGUAAAAAUGAGUUGUUGUGAUGACAAAUCUUUCUGCAAUAAGCUAUACGCCUGA
Psammomys obesus (fat sand rat) is the source of this 306-nucleotide messenger RNA. Its product is annotated as prostate and testis expressed protein 14-like. Bases 1 to 306 code for a protein of 101 amino acids. Lineage: Eukaryota; Metazoa; Chordata; Mammalia; Rodentia; Muridae. The record is from RefSeq and is a predicted model, not a curated record. Gene Ontology annotation, molecular function: acetylcholine receptor inhibitor activity. The transcript is spliced from 3 exons.